Molecule: messenger RNA, 7245 nt
Organism: Esox lucius (northern pike)
Lineage: Eukaryota; Metazoa; Chordata; Actinopteri; Esociformes; Esocidae
Gene: dennd1b
Product: DENN/MADD domain containing 1B
Exons: 23
Coding region: 189-2810 (873 amino acids)
Biological process (GO): endocytosis; endocytic recycling
Cellular component (GO): cytosol; nuclear speck; intracellular membrane-bounded organelle
Molecular function (GO): phosphatidylinositol phosphate binding; guanyl-nucleotide exchange factor activity
Source: RefSeq, a predicted model, not a curated record
GAAAUACCGUGGAACUCAGUCAGCCAGUGCACAUAUCAGGAAGCGACACUUCUACCUAUCAUACGUCUUUGAAACAUGUUUGUACUAGAUAUCAGACAGAAAGGUUGAACAAGUAACGCUGGUUCGAAACGCAAGUUUGGUGGCGAACAUCAAAGCCGGUGGCGCGACCUGUCGCGAUGUUGUAAACCAUGGAUUGCAGAAUAAACGAGAUUCCUGAUCGAACGUUUGAUUUGGUACUACAGGUUGCAUGCCCAACAUCUGAAAAUGAAGAUCCUGCCGUGCUGUGGAGCUUCCCCCAGGACUACACAGACCAGGAGGUUCUUCAGACGGUGCCCAAAUUCUGCUUCCCGUUCGAUGUGGAGAGGGUUUCCCCUAGCCAGCUGGGCCAGAACUUUACCUUUGUGCUGACGGACAUCCAGAGCAAACAGAGGUUUGGCUUCUGCAGACUCACCUCUGGCUGCCGCGUCUGCAUCUGUCUGCUCAGUUAUCUCCCCUGGUUUGAGAUCUACUACAAGCUCCUGAAUACCCUAGCAGAUUACCUUACCAAAAACCAGGACAAUGAGCUGAAUGACAUGCUGAACUCGCUGUAUGGCCUACCGGUGCCAAAGCCCUUCACCCCCGUCAACCUGAGUGUGACCGCUCUGUUGCAUAUAGCCACUGGGCAAGUAUUGAGAGAUUCACCCAACCAGCAGCCGCACACCUACUUCAUUGCCCCAGAUAUCAAUGGCCUGCCCACCAUCCCUGAGAGUAGGAACCUGACGGAGUAUUUCGUGGCGGUGGACGUCAACAACAUGCUGCAGCUUUACGCCAGCAUGCUGCACGAGCGACGCAUCAUCAUCACCUCCAGCAAGCUGAGCACGUUAACGGCAUGCGUCCAUGGCUCGGCCUCCAUGCUGUUCCCCAUGUACUGGCAACACAUUUACAUCCCUGUGCUGCCUCCACAUCUGCUGGACUACUGCUGUGCCCCGAUGCCUUAUCUGGUGGGAGUUCAUUUCAGUCUUCUGGAGAGAGUGCGUAGCAGAUCACUAGAGGACGUGGUGAUUCUGAAUGUGGACACAAACACACUGGAGAGUGCACAGGAUGACUUGCAGGACCUUCCCAGCGAAGUGGUCCACUCUCUAAAGAGUAAGCUGAAGAAGCAGUCAACAGCAACAGGAAGCGGAGUAGCGAGGGCCUUCCUCAGGGCUCAGGCUGCUCUCUUUGGAUCCUACCGCGAUGCCCUGAGAUACAAACCUGGGGAACCAAUUACAUUCUGUGAAGAGAGCUUUGUGGCUCAUCGUUCCAGCACCUUGAGAAACUUCCUGGAGAUGGCAGUCAACCUGCAGCUCUUCAAACAGUUCAUUGACGGCCGGCUGGCCAAGCUGAACGCGGGUCGAGGCUUCACUGACCUGUUUGAAGAGGAGAUCACUGAGGGAGGCUUCUGUGGAAGUAAUUCCAGGUCUUAUCAGCAGUGGGUGUAUACUGUCAAGAGAGGCGGAGCGCUGAUCAACACUGCGGUGACGAAGGCCAAGAGUCAUGCCAAGAGGGGCAUUCGCAGGCUAAAACAAAGGGAAGAGGAAGAGGAUGGUCCGUUCUGUUCAGGGUCUCCCACCAGCACCAAGAGUCUGUCGCCACGGAGAUUGCAGAAGAGGAGACGGCAGUAUUACACCAAGUCGCCCAUGGGAUGUCCCGACUUCGCCGUUGACGACGAUGAACUGGACACCGCCAGCAAGAUCUCAUCUGAGGACAGUGGAGAGGUGGCAUCCUACACCGAGGACAGUGAUGACUCCUAUUCACUGGAGUUGGACACGGACUCCUCCCUGACAGGCCAGAUGAACCUGUUAGAGGAGAUCCUGGACUCUCUCAGCGGCACCACCACAGAACAGGGCAAACUCAGCGGCGCCAAGAGCCUGGACUUCUUCAGAUCUAUGGACGACAUAGAAUACAAGGCGCCGAACAAGUCCAACCCCCCCAGUGAGAACAACCUGUCCCAGCUGUGCGCCAGUGGCAGCGGCACCGAGGGAUUAGGUGGGGGAGACCAACUGGGUGGGGGCUGGCAGGAUGACAGUGCCCUUCACCGGAAGCACCUUCCCCCCUCCCCUCGUAGACAGCCCAGCAAGAGCAGCCUCAAGCUGCCGAAGCAAGACGUCCACCCGGCCUCUCCGUCCGGCUCCACUCCAACCCUGGCCCAGAACCUCCCAGUCCCUCGCGUCCAGUCCCAGGCUCCUCAGACUGAUGUCCAGGCCAAACCUCAUGUCCUUCACGCCAGUCCGCUUAUUUGUCUGUCUCAGCCCUGUCCGGAGGAACCUUCGCUUCCCACCCCCCCGUCGCCACGCCCGGGAGACCACCAUCUUUCUCCAGCACCGAGCUCUGCAUGCAACCCUCUACCAGCAUCGAUGACUCGCGCCAGAGCCUCCACAGAUCCACAGCCACAGAGCCCUGAGUCUGAGGGCAAACCCCAGGCCACCUCCAGCGUCUUACGGAGGAAGGUGUUGUCCAAGGAGACGAUGAGGCAAUACCAGGUGAAGGCCCUACAGGGUCAGGGCAGUCAGAACGAGGACAGCCUUGAGGUCGGGGUAAAAGCUCGGCAGCCCUCUGUUAUGGUCGCCUGGGAGAGAGAGAGCCCAGAGCAGAGGAGGCAGGAACAGGGAAUCGACCAGGAGCGGGUCGUGGUCUUGGGGUCAGGGGUCCAGGAGAAAGGCCUUCUGGAGGAGAUUGAGUCCAUGUGUCGUCUCAGCUCUGCCUUUGAAAGCAGCCUACAGCUGUCCCAGGUGCACAACAACAACACACAUAACACUCACGCUAAUAACCACAAACAAGCCAAAGACUAGUCUUGGGACAGACGAGAACAGGGGCAAAGCCACAGACUAAUCCUGGGACAGACGAAGACAGGGGCAAAGCCACAGACUAGUCCUGGGACAGACGAGGACAGGGCCAAAGCCACAGACUAGUACUGGGACAGACGAGGACAGGGGCAAAGCCACAGACUAGUCCUGGGACAGACGAGGACAGGGGCAAAGCCACAGACUAGUCCUGGGACAGACGAGGACUGGGCCAAAGCCACAGACUAGUCCUGGGAUGGAUGAGGAUGUGGCAAAGCCAGACUAGUCCUGGGAUGGACGAGGGCAGGGACAAAGACAGACUAGUUCUGGGACAGAUGGAUGUAUGACAACCGAAGCUAGAAGUUGCACAUAACCAUAGGUGUAAGUUCAGACUGCCCAAUACUUUACCAUUGGGGGAGCAAUACAACAACUGUCCUUAUGUCAGCAUCCAGGAGCAACAAAAACCUAUAAGAAAUGUCAGUGAGACCGCCUAGCUGAUAAGACACCGUGUGAAUGAUCGUCCUGAUGGGGCUCAGUCGUGUCUUGUUGUCUGUGGGGUUGUUUUUGUCCCCAUAAGUUUAGUGGCUUGCGUUAAAGACCGGUGAACUGGGUUGUUUUUCCUAUGUCCUAAAAACUAUCAUAAUAAUAAGGGGAAACAAAAACGUGUAAUUGAAACAAAGGAAAAUCGGAGGUGGAUUUGCACACAAAAGGGUACCGAUUAACCUCUGUUACAUGGUACUAACAGAUCAAUGUUUAUUAACAGAGAUCCAAAUGACUCCGGUCUGGAUGUACGCCUAUUGUGAAGGUAACUCUUAACAUACGAAGUCCUACCACAAUGCCUUAAAUAGAUGUGGGAUAUGCUUUCGGCACAGCUCAGUCUUCAGAUAUAUAUUUUGCUGAAAGCAUUUGAUCUUCUUAGAUUAUUAUCUAUUAUUAUUAUAAUUAUUAUCAGCUGAAUGUGGAGCAAUGGUCAGCUUUCUAAUAACGCAUAUUGAUAGUAAAUUUAGUUCAGGCCAUACAAGCUUAAUGAACUGUUUUGUAUGUUGCUGUUUGUUUUUUUUAAGAGGAGGGGGAGGUUGAAGUUGUGUCUCUAUGCUUUUCAGAUUGCUAUUCAGCAUUUUAAUGUAAUUUUUUUGUACAGCAAUGUGAACUGGGCAUUGGUUAAGUCAACUUUGUAUGGCCUUAACAUAUGUUGCACUUAGAAAGAUGCUCUAUUUAGUUUCAUUUUAAUAGAAACAUCUGGAAUAUGUAUUUUUCUCAAGUGUUGGUUUCUCAGGAUGCUCCCGUCUGUUAGGAAAGAAAGGACAGAAGGAGAUGUUUCAAUCCAGAUUGUAUUAACAAAAAGAGAAUACUAUCCAUUUUGUUCUCUCUUCAUUUUUUGUUUCUCUCAUGAUCUGUCUUUAUUUCUCUCUCAUCUCUUUCACCUCCUUUCCCCAUCUUCAAUUAUUUUUGUCUCCAUCUGCCCCUUAAUUCACUUUGACACACCUUCAUCAUCACCAUUUCACAAAGGAUCACUCCAUCUUAACAUCACUUCCUCUUUUCUCUUUCUUCCCCUUGUUUCUGUAGCUGGCAGUUAAAAUGGAGGUCGGUGGAAUGAGUGCUUUAGUAGGAAGACUGUGAGAGAAGUUUUAUGUACUGUAUAUCCAAUGUAGUGUAUCAUUUCUGCAACACUGAGAGGUGAUGCUACAUCAAAAGCUCCUGGUGACUGUGGAACAGUAAAAGAGCAAUACAGCUCUCCUUAAAGAAUCUACCAUGGAGAAAAGGCAAGCCCUGUGAGUAAUAUCCAGAUCCGAUGGCCACUCACGAUUAUGGUGCAGACAACAUAAGGUUUUUUACAGUGCUUGUUAGUGGUUAUGUAAAUGAUGUGUUCUGUCUGUUUGUUCUAAUGAUUUAUGUUGCAUGCUGUUGGGUGUUAAGGUUAAACACUAGCCCUCACUCUGCCCUGACCGCUAGGCCGCAAUGAGAUCUUAAAUGAAACUCCGAGAGGCCCUCUCUUCAGCUAUUAAGUUUGAUUUUUCAUCAGGCCUGUUUUGUGUUUCGCACCAACCAUGUUUUUUUUUUUUUUUUUCAGCAGUUCUGAAGUUGUAAAACUGUUUACUAUGCAAAAAUUCAGAACAUCAUUGAUUUACCACUAAUCACGAAUUGUAACAAGAUCAGGUAAUUCAUCAUCAUAUGUGAAUACAUACAUCUCUGUAAUUUGGCUGAAAUUUGGGUGGUGUAUGAAACAGAUGGUUGUGCCUUAUGUGUUUUACUAGUGUGGUUAACACAAGGUAUUCUGGAUAAAGAGUGGCUUAAACAUUUUGAAUUGAUAUUUUUAAUAUACAGUAUGCAAAGAGACCUAGAGAACCAAUGGUCCAGUCUGUGUAUGGAGGUACUGAGAAUAAACCUUGAUAUGGUGCUCAGUUCUUAUAGAGAUUAGACGUACAUUAAAUCAGAUGCAUGAAACUACACUUGGUCUUUACAUUUUUCUUUGUAGCACUAUAAGUUCGUUGAACAUUUCCACCCGGUUUUCAGGCGAAAGUGUGGUGAAUGUUACUGUACAGUAAGUGCUAGAAAAUGUAACGCUUCCAGUAGUAAUACCACUCAAUUUGUUAUAAUGACUGACUGAAGCAGGGAAAUUAGGAACAUUUGAUUUAUUUCUUAUAUCUUUCUUUUAAAAUGUUUUUAUGUUUUAAAAUAAGGUUUCUGAAGGAUCUUUUAGGGGUUCUUCAAAUUUGAACUAUGGGGGAACUCCUGAAAGUUAUAUGAAAAACCCUUUGAAAUUGUUCUUCAAAAAAACCCUUCUUAAUGGUUCCACAAAGAUCCUCUUGAGUAACCUUUAAGUUUGACCAUUGAGGGUGGUUCUUCAUCAAGAAGGGUGGUUCUUCAUCAAACACUAUUAAAGGGCGUUCUUUGAUAUAUCUGUUUACAUGUUCCCCUUGAAAACUUUCCACACUUUCAUGAAGAACUCUGAAAGGAUCGUCAGAGACCCCUUUCUUUUAAGAAUAUAUAAUCUGGGCACAACCUAAGUAUAUCUUUUGACAAAUCAUAAAAUUUUGUCUAUGAUCAAAUUACCAUUUAUAAAUGUUUCUUAAAAAAAGUUGUAUUCAUUAGGUGUUACGUUGGACCCGAGCUACUGUGACAGUUGCCCCUGGCCUGUCGGUUUGAAUUAAAAUGAUCAUUGUGUUUUAUGUUCAAACAUAUGUAUAAAUGAUUAGGAAACUGACGUGACCAAACAUGACUGGCCUGGUUCUAGUGGUCUCUGCACAAUAGUUGCAAUGGCCCCUGCUCUCCCCUUGUUAUAAUGCAUUUCCAGGUUAAUUUCCAAUUUUAGUGACUAAAUAUGAUUUAUUUAGUUUACAUGGAGAAUAUGUAACUUAUCAUCUAUUCUAAAUGAUUGAUGUAACAACAACAACUAAGAUUUGAAUGUACUAUAUUUAAAAAAAAAUGUAUUCCCUUCAUUAAUUAGGAUAAAGGAAAGUCUGGACAAAACACAACUUUUUUCAGCUUGUGGUAUGCAUGUACAAUAGCAUAUGAAUGUUAGCAUUUUAGUCCAUUCCUCUAGUUCUAUUUUUUUUUUUCUUUCAGAUAUUGGCUAAUCUUAUUUGGUUGUUGUAUUUGUUUGUUACUCAGAUCAAAAGUAAAAUGCAGUGUCAGCUUGUGUUGUAGGCUAUUGUCUAGUUUUCACACUUGCCUUGCAAACUGUUGAAAUACUGUAUUUGGUAGUUUUUUUUUCAUUUCGAACUUAAUUUAUUUAAAGUAACUGCUGUAUUUAGUGUAACUGCGAUGGAUUUAUGUUUUACUUGAGCAAUUACAUACUAACACUUGCAAUAGCUUGGAAUCCUUGUAGGUUGAGUAUCUGUUUUCUGAAAAGCUGGUGUCUUUCUGACUGAAUGUCUCUUCACUGUCUCACUACUUACUGACUGAUGCAGGAAAAAGGAGGGUGAAAACUUCAUGCUUCCAUUCACUUUCUGAAAUGCCACAGUUGCAUUUCCCUUUUUGCUAAUACUCAUGUGAUAUUAAAGAUCAAAACCACGGAUUGUCAGGAAACUAAGAGGCAGAUCACUUGUCUCUAAACAUUCAUUCACUGCAGUAACAACACUGGUACUGUUGACACGGUUCAUAGUCAUUCACCUUUUCCACUGGUCCCUAGACUUGGUAUUGUAAUAAAUUCAGUACGACAUUCAGGACCUACCAGUGUCUAGUGUGCAAGAAAAGAAUUGUCUUGUGUGACAACAUAAAGGUCAGUCUAACUGCGGCCACACCUAGAGCAUCCUUGCACAUUGUCAGCAUACAGCAUCUAGGUAUGUGUGCACUUCUCUUGUACCAUUUCCAUGAACGCCUACAGUUGGUUACAAUCUGUAUAACGCUGCUUUAGGUGUGAUCAAGCAUAGCACCCUUUGGAUGGAAUGAUAAACGGUAUGCACUGUGGAUGUACGAAUAAAUUAUUUUCAUGUUCAAGCUA